CGACUUCAAGACGGCCGACAUGGAUGCGAACACGGAUCAGGAUAUCGAGAAGAACUUGGACAAAAUGAUGUCCGAGAGGGCUUUGUUGAAGGAGCGCUACCAGGAGGUGUUGGACAAGCAGAGGCAAGUGGAGAACCAGCUGCAGGUACAGCUUAAGCAGCUCCAGCAGCGGAGGGAAGAAGAGAUGAAGAACCACCAGGAGAUCCUGAAAGCGAUUCAGGAUGUGACGAUCAAGCGAGAAGAGACAAAGAAGAAGAUGGAGAAAGAGAAGAAAGAAUUCUUGCAGAAAGAGCAGGAUCUGAAAGCAGAAAUUGAGAAACUCUGUGAGAAAGGCAGAAGGUUGCUGAAAGAGCAGGAGGAGAAGGAAAACAAGAUAGCUUCUCUGAUUGCAGAGCAGUCCGAUGAAAAGCAGCUAUGGGAGAUGGAGCUAGAUAAGCUGAAGAACCAGCACAAUGAAAUCAACAGGAACAUUCUCGAGGAGACAGAACGGGCCUGGAAAGCGGAGAUCCUGUCCCUGGAGAGCCGGAAGGAGCUGCUGGUGUUGAAACUAGAAGAAGCAGAAAAAGAAGCAGAGCUACACCUCACCUACCUCAAGAUAGAUCUCAUGCUGACGGCAUUCCAGCCCAACCCCUCCCUUACGCCCAGGCUCCCCUUUCCCAUCGGACCAGUUCCCGUUCCCAUGGUCAUGCCGAGCGCUGAUCCUCGGGCACUCUCCUUUCCUCUCCUGAACCCUGCGAUCUCCAGGCCCAACCAGCCUUCCCCGCCGCUGCCCGCUUCCCAGGGAAGAAACAGCCCCGUAGUGGCAUCGCUUAUUGGCACGCACAGCCCUCAUGUGACUCCCGCUGCCUCCAUCCCUCCUCCGCCAGGCCUGGGAGGAGUUAACGUCACUCCAGAGUUUCACAGGCUGCAGCCGGCCGAUAAGCUGGAGAAGCUGCUGGAGAAGUUGUUGACUCGGUUUCCACAGUGCAACAAGUAAGCAUCUCGCGUUGUCCUUCCCGGAGGGUGAAGACUCGCGUGCGGGUAAGGGGAAGGGGAGCUCCGCUCGGCGCUUGCGGGGGUCUGGAGGAAGUGAGGGAAGCCCGAAGGCGAGGAGCAAAGGCUGGGGGCUCUCUGCCAGCCUCUCGGUCGAAUCAGGGCCCCCAUGUUCUCUGCUCCGCUGCCUCAGAUCAGCACGCCCAUGUUCCUGCCCCCGGCCCAGGUGGCUUACCCCGGAACAGCGUCACACACCCCGGCUGCCUGUAAGCUGUGUCUAAUGUGCCAGAAGCUUGUGCAGCCUGGUGACCUUCACCCCAUGGCCUGCUCGCACGUGCUGCACAAGGAGUGCAUCAAAUUCUGGGCACAAACCAACACAAAUGACACUUGCCCCUUUUGUCCAAGUCUCAAAUGACGGCUACCCGAACAAAGCGGUCCCCCGGGAGGAGUUGCUGUGAAUAGACAGGAUCAGUUCUAAGAUUUCUACAGUUCUAUAUUUAUACGACCAUGUAUACACAUGUACAUUUUUAUUAUAUAGGUAAUGUGUGUAUAGAAAGUCUGUAUACAUACAAAUUCAUAAAUAAAGUGUGUAUAUUAUGCAG
Molecule: messenger RNA, 1574 nt
Organism: Pygoscelis adeliae (Adelie penguin)
Lineage: Eukaryota; Metazoa; Chordata; Aves; Sphenisciformes; Spheniscidae
Gene: RNF214
Product: ring finger protein 214
Exons: 10
Molecular function (GO): ubiquitin-protein transferase activity
Source: RefSeq, a predicted model, not a curated record